AAAAUAAAUCCAAAUUGCACAAAAACAAAUCUAGGGUUUUGGCAUUUGGUGCUAUUCUGAUUACUUACUGAUAAUAAGGUAACUCAAAAAGAAACAGUCUUUGUUCUUUUUAGAUUAAUAAACAAAAUAAAAACCCAAAUUUCACAUUUCCCUACAGCAAAAGUAUCCAAUUCCUAAACCCAUAUUAACUUAAAUACUAAUAUUCUUCAAUUCUUGCUCUAAAUUUGUCGAAAUUCACAGAGAGAAAAAAAAUGAGCACUUCAGUUUUCAAUUCAGUUUGCUCUAAUAGAGGGUGCUUAUGGAAGGGUGAAGUUCAAUUUUCAAACUUGAGAAAACAAAAUGGGUGCAGACUUUAUUUUGGAAGAUCCAAUUCAUUGUCACAAAAAAGAUUGCAGAUUACAAAUUCUAAGCAAGAAAAGCAAGUUAAUGUUGCUCUUCUUGGUGCCAGUGGCUACACUGGUGCAGAGAUUAUUCGGCUUCUGGCGAACCAUCCAUUUUUUGGAAUUACUGUGAUGACUGCUGAUAGAAAUGCUGGAAAAGCUAUUGAGUCAGUGUUUCCUCAUUUCAUCUCGCAAAAGGAUCUACCAGUUAUGAUCUCUACUAGUGAUGCAAAUUUUUCUGAUGUGGAUGCUGUGUUCUGCUGUUUGCCUCAUGGAACCACGCAGGAAAUUAUUAAAAGCCUCCCUGAAAGGUUAAAAGUUGUCGAUCUUUCUGCAGACUUUCGGCUAAGUAAUUUAUCCGAAUAUGAAGAAUGGUAUGGCCAGCCACACAAAGCACCUGAAUUGCAGGAAGAUGCUGUAUAUGGUUUGACAGAGAUUUUCAGAGAGGAAAUAAAAAAUGCGCGUUUAGUUGCCAAUCCUGGAUGUUAUCCAACAUCAAUUCAACUCCCUCUUGUUCCUUUAAUAAAGGCUAAUCUAAUUGGAUAUAAAAAUAUCAUUAUUGACGCAAAAUCUGGUGUGAGCGGAGCAGGACGUGGUGCUAAGGUGGCAAAUCUAUAUACUGAAUUAACAGAAGGAAUUAUGUCUUAUGGUGUUACAAGGCAUCGACAUGUUCCAGAGAUAGAACAGGGACUAUCUGAGGCUGCAAAUUCAAAAGUAACUGUUAGUUUCACCCCACACUUAAUGCCCAUGAGCCGAGGGAUGCAAUCAACUAUAUAUAUUGAGAUGGCUCCUGGAGUGACAGCUGACGAUUUGUACCAGCAAUUGAAAGUUUCCUAUGAGGGUGAAGAAUUCGUGAAGUUAUUGGAAAAAGGCGUCGUUCCACGCACUCAUGACGUUCGAGGUUCUAAUUAUUGCUACAUGAAUGUCUUUCCUGAUAGAAUUCCUGGGAGAGCAAUAAUUGUAUCAGUGAUUGAUAACCUUAUGAAGGGAGCUUCUGGUCAAGCUCUACAAAACCUCAACAUAAUGAUGGGAUUUCCAGAAAACACAGGGCUUGGCUACCUACCCUUGUUUCCUUGAUACUUUUAAGGUUCUGAAGAGAAAUAAGACAUGUAAUGUAGAUGAUAGAUGAGCUCAGCCAUUGGAGAUUUCAAUGAUCUUUGUGAUGGCUCCAACUUCCCCAUUUUUGUAAUCUUAAAAUAUUUAUUUUCCAUUUUGAGAAACAAAUAGAAAAUAUUAUUUUUAGU
Mercurialis annua (annual mercury) is the source of this 1624-nucleotide messenger RNA. RefSeq names its product probable N-acetyl-gamma-glutamyl-phosphate reductase, chloroplastic. The coding region runs from base 252 to 1457 and encodes 401 amino acids. The transcript has 13 exons. Gene Ontology annotation, biological process: L-arginine biosynthetic process. The record is from RefSeq and is a predicted model, not a curated record. Gene Ontology annotation, molecular function: protein dimerization activity; N-acetyl-gamma-glutamyl-phosphate reductase (NADP+) activity; NAD binding. Lineage: Eukaryota; Viridiplantae; Streptophyta; Magnoliopsida; Malpighiales; Euphorbiaceae.